Molecule: messenger RNA, 1659 nt
Organism: Trypanosoma theileri
Lineage: Eukaryota; Euglenozoa; Kinetoplastea; Trypanosomatida; Trypanosomatidae
Exons: 1
Coding region: 1-1659 (552 amino acids)
Molecular function (GO): protein binding
Source: RefSeq, a predicted model, not a curated record
AUGGGUACGGAUCAGAUAGAGGGAUUACUGGAGUCACCAGUAGAGACUACAGUUGGCGAAGUAGCAAAGGGUGUACCGAUCGCUUCCUACCGAUUGCGAUGCCGUCGACUAAAGUGUUCUUCGCAUAACUUUUGCUGCAGCGAAGAGAAUAGUAAUAGAGAUGACAAUAUAUUUUCCUUUGCAAUUGAUGGUAAUGAAGAAGAAGAAGGACAAGAGACUACAGCAGCAUUAGAGGAGAGUUCUCAUCUCUGCCCUGCUGCCCGUUACGGUCAUUCUCUAACGGAGAUACAGUCGGAUGUACUUUUUCUCUUUGGAGGUGUAUCAAAGAACAGAGAGUAUUUAAAUGAUGCUUGGAUACUACAAUUACGUGAUGCUGAAGUUGUAUCUACACAGAUGCAAGUUUCUGGAGAUGUGCCGUCUGGGAGAUUUGGUCAUUCCGCUCACCGUUGUUUAAAUGGUGAAAGUGUUAUUAUUUUUGGUGGUUCCAAUAAUACAGAAUUGUAUAAUGAGAUGUAUGUUGUUUCUGUAUUUCCCUUAUUAAAUCAUCAACAUGCUGUAUUCCGCCGUAUUAGUUUCUCUCAACUUGCAGUAAUGCCUCAUCAAAUGAGGUCCAUGGGUAACUCCAUUUCAUUUCUUCAUAAUGACCAUAACAGUGGUUCUUCUAGUAAUAGGAGUGUCGCUAAUUAUAUUACAAAUUCGUAUACAACUACUACAACUAAUACAACUAGUACAACUAGAAAUUCGUUUUUAUUUUCUUCUUCUUCUUCUUCAUGGCCCAGUGCACGUCGGUCUCACACACUAACCCCUAUACCUGAUGGAAAGGCCAUUUUGUUUGGUGGACAUGCCAUUACUUCUGUAAAUGAUGUUUGGUUAUUAGAUGAAACAACAUUUGAGUGGAAACGCAAAGAGACAAGUGGAAUAAACCCACAUGAUCCUCUUAGUGAAAUGCCGGCUCCACGUUACUGUCAUUCUGCCGUUGUCUAUCCACCACCAACAGAAGGAAAUAUAGAGACAAGUGUGGAAAGAUGUUUAUAUGUAUUUGGUGGAGUUCUCUUUUCACGCGGAGGAGAUAAUGUACUUUGGGAAUUAAAUCUCUCUUCAUUUGUGUGGAGAGCCGUAAAUGUUUGGGGAAAUUUUACUCCACCUGCACGAUUUGGGCACACCGCGUGUAUUUUAUCACAGUGUAUGAUUAUAUUUGGUGGAACGGAUAAAUUUCCCUGUGGUCGUACUCUUGAUGAUUGUUAUAUUUUCAAAUUUCCUUCAUUACAAUGGCAACCUUUUCAUUAUGCCUAUUCUCAAAGAUUAACUACAAGUCUUUUCUUAUCUUGUAAUACUUCUUCACGUAUAUCCUCGGAAGAUGAAGAUACCCUACAAAGACGUCGUUCUAUGAUUAAUCACAUUCACACAGCCCUUUGCUGUAAUCAUCAACAACAACAACAUCAAUUACUGCAGGGGGAGGAGGAUUUAGGGAAUAAUUGUAUUCCAGCUGGUCGUCGUUCACAUGCUGCUGUCCAAUCAUCUCGUGGUAAAAUUAUUAUAUUUGGAGGAUGGGAUGGUACUCGUGUGGAUAAUGAUUGCUUUCAGCUGAUGCUUGCACCUUCUACACUGCGUGAGUGGUCGUAUGAUUUUCUCGUUAGCGCACGCCGCUUUAACUGUUAA